Molecule: messenger RNA, 1313 nt
Organism: Poecilia reticulata (guppy)
Lineage: Eukaryota; Metazoa; Chordata; Actinopteri; Cyprinodontiformes; Poeciliidae
Product: granzyme A-like
Biological process (GO): proteolysis
Molecular function (GO): serine-type endopeptidase activity
Source: RefSeq, a predicted model, not a curated record
AGAUCAAAGACACUGACAGGAGAAAAUGUUAUACCUGAGGGGGUAUGUUGCUUUCGUCCUUGGUGCCUUUUUCCUUAUUGCCAAAUCCAGUCAUGGUUCUGAGAUUAUCAAUGGGAAAGAAGUGCAGCCACACUCCCUGCCUUUCAUGGCUCUGCUGACUUCUCUUAAACCAGAUUGCGGAGGAACAUUAAUUAAUUCCAAUUGGGUUCUAACUGCUGCGCACUGCGAAGGCGUGAAGACUGUGAUGUUGGGAGUCCACUCCAUCAAGAACAAGGAAAAGGAAAAACCAUACAGGCAGGUCUUUAAAGUGAAGAGCAGUUUUCCUCACCCUAGUUUUAAUCACAAAACCUUUGACAAUGACUUCAUGUUGCUCAAGCUGAAAAAGGCAGUGAAGCGAACCAAAUGGGUGAGACCUCUCAAGCUGACUACAGUUGUCAAAGACCCCGAGGAAGGUUCAGUCUGUAUGGUGGCUGGAUGGGGAAAAACCAGCAUGGAUUCAAAUCGCUUGUCAGAUGUUUUGAUGUCAGUCAAUGUGACUGUGGUUGGCAGAAAGAAGUGCAGCUCACCGGCUUUUUACAAUCAUCUCAUAACUGACAACAUGAUUUGUGCUGGGUGGAAUGGGAACAUCCAAGCUGACACCUGUCAGGGGGAUUCUGGUGGGCCAAUUCUGUGCGAUGGAGCUGUAGUUGGAGUUACGUCUUUUGGACGUGGGUGUGGAUACAAAACCAAACCUGGCGUGUACGCUUUCCUCACCGAAGAUCACCUUGACUGGAUCAAGACGACAGUGAACCAAUGAGAUAAUCAAUAAGCCUUGGUUGAAUGUUGCUGUUUUACUCAUUCAACCACUUUUCUUGCUCUCCUAUGUUAUACAACUUACAUUUUCCUUCUUAAAGAUGUAUGCGCAGGCAGCAAUUGAACAAAUAAAAACUGAGCUUUAGCUUGUUACAGCAAACUUUAAAACCUGUUUGUGUAAAUCACUUUAUUAAAGGAUUAAAAAGUAAAGUAUUAUAUUUCUGGCCCUGUACCAGUAGAUUAGCCACAUACAAAAACCUCUGAGCGUGAUGUUUUCUAUGACAGCUGUAGCUGUACCGUCUCAAACAAACUGUUUAAACACAGCAAAUAUACUUCCAAAAUUGAUGGAAUUGCAAAGAUCUAAAAAUGAUCUUCACAUGAGUAGAUAUAACAUUUUGGUGGAUGGUUGUUUUAAGACAGCAGAAGAUGACUUUGGUUUCAGUCUCAGUUUGACAAGCUGUUAUCUUAAGUUUGUGGGCAAAAACAUAACUGUUGAAGCUACCAACCCCAAGGAAUCAGAC